GUAGUUUAGAGCUUCUCAGGCGGGAAAAGGACGCACGGUAUGUAAGGCCCUCUAUGAACUGGACCUAGAAAAAAUGUCUGUUCGUGCAAUGUGCUAUGAAAGUCAGCUGUUUGAGUUCACACCGCAGACAUGCAUACUCCGAGUGUACAUCGCUUUUCAAGACUACUUGUUUGAGAUGGUCUUAGUGGUUGAAAAGGUCAUCAUGAAGAAACUGGAGAGCAUGCAGGGGAACAAAAUAAGCCAUUUCCGGGUUCGACAGAGCACAGAAAAGUAUCUUCAUUUCAUGAGAGAACGUUUCAACUUCUUAUUCCAGAAAAUGGAAACAUUUCUUUUAAAUCUAGUUCUUAGUAUACCCAGUAAUGUUCUGUUGUUGGAAGAUAAAGUCCACUCUCAAUACUCUUACAGUAAAGAAGAAUUUGAGCAUCUCCAAGCUGAAACAGAAAAUCUAGAAAAGAAAUGCAAAGCAGAAAGCCUGGCAACACAGAGACUUUUGGCAGAACUAGAGGAACAGAAACAUGUCCAAGCUGAACUGGAGAAGAUAUUAACUUGGUUUAAGGGCCUUGACAAAAUAUGUAGAGAGCACGGAAACAUAGAUUUAAAGGAAAGCUUUGGUUUUAUGACUCAGACGACAAGGAAGCUACAGGACACGGUAACAGAAAUCGAUAUGAAACAUAAAAAAACCAAAGUGGACGGGUCUACUCUGACUCCAAUUUGUCCUCGAAAUAGAAAAGGGAAGUAAGAGCAAGGUGUGUUUGGGGCUUGUGACACCUGUAUAAUUUUAAGCAUUUGAAUACUGCAUUAUAAAAAUGUAUGUAUUUCUUUUUGUGUAUAUAUAUGUAUAUAGUCUGUAUAAACUAAGAUAGCAUUCAAAUGGUAAAUGUAUUCCUGAUGGCUUAAUAUUCCUAGUAUUUAUGAUAUGCAAACUAUCCCUACAUGAAAAAAGUUAUGAGAAGCCUUGACAUAUUAGAAAAAUAUGCAACUGCCAUUCAUGUAUUGUAUGCAUCUGACUGGAAGAGAAAAUGCCAUAGAUCUUAUGCUGAUAAAGCCCAGAAGUGGAUGGAUAUAAGGAUAUUUAUAGAAUACUGACUUUAACAUUUUACUAAUUAGAAGGAUUUUGUAUUACAUAUUAAAAAGGAAGCAACUGAAAUGAAGUAGCUUAAAGAGAUACUGACACCAGAAAUUUUUUUUUUUUUACAGCUAUCAUAAUAUUGCAUUUGAAAGCUACUUUUAACUUUGCCAUAAAGUAUUUGCACAAUGCCUUUACAUUACCUGUCUGAUGCCCCAUGUUGCUGUAUGAGGGGGCUGCCAUAUCUGUGCAGCAGGAGUCUGUUGGAAACUUUUAACUGACAGUCUGAGAUGGGACAGUCAGGUUGGCAAAAGUCAGGUUUAUAAACUUCAACUAACAAUAACUUAGAUAAACAAACCUCUCCGCAAAAAAUGAUCAACAUGACCUAUAGGUAACAUUUAAUGUACAUUUAGAUUUUAAAAAGUAUUUUUUUAGUAUCAGUAUCACUUUUACUGGACAAUUGUGAUAUUAAUUUUAAACUUUCUCCAAAACCUUUGUAUAAAUUGUUCUUGAUUAACCAUUCCAUUUAAUAAAAUCAGUUUGGGUGUUGUUUUCAUAAAGCCAUACGUGCAUACAAUAUUCUUUAUAAAAGAUGACCAAAUGGAUACUUCUGUAGGUGGCCGUUUAAAGGAUUUUUGAUACAGGUAUGGUAUGCCUUGUCCAGAAAACCAAUAUUCAUAAAGUUCCAAUUGACAGGCAAGCCAUCAAUCCAGAUAAUUAAUAUUUUGCUUAUUUUCUGUGAUAAUAAAACCACACCUACACUGC
Xenopus laevis (African clawed frog) is the source of this 1831-nucleotide messenger RNA. RefSeq names its product MIS12 kinetochore complex component L homeolog (gene mis12.L). Gene Ontology annotation, biological process: mitotic cell cycle; kinetochore assembly; mitotic sister chromatid segregation. The record is from RefSeq and is marked provisional. Gene Ontology annotation, cellular component: chromosome, centromeric region; MIS12/MIND type complex; nucleus. Lineage: Eukaryota; Metazoa; Chordata; Amphibia; Anura; Pipidae.